AUGUCAAAUAAACCAGUUCCACCACUUCCCAAAAACGAUGAUUCUUUAAAAAAAAAUUCUUCAUUAAAUGAUAAAGAUGAAAAAAAAGAAUCGAAUAAUUCUCCACAAGAAGUAGCUACAAGCAAUCACCCGCACCUUACGGCUGUUAAAGAGGUCGUUUCUAAUGCCGUACAUAACACAGCUCAAGCUUUAAAGAUUGAACCAAAAGAAAGUCAUCCUGAGGCUUAUCAUCAAGAUGAUAAUCAUUUUCUUAAUCGGUUAACACCUUUAAACCAGCAGACUUUAAUCAAAAAUGUUCAUACAAAACAGGAUUAUUUGUCAAGAUUUAUUCAAAUGAUGAGGGUAGAUACCAAAAAAGAAAUGCAAGAAGGGAAGCAGGAGAAGAGUGAAAAAAUUCGAGUGAAUAAGGAAAGGCAAGAGGAGGAUGGUAUAUUUAAAAAGUUGCAGAGGAAGACUAAGGUAGAAUCACAAAAAAAAUCGCAGAAGGGGGGGCAGACAAAGCAUAACGACUUGGAAAGUUUUUUAUCAACAAAAGAUUUAAAUACGAAAACAAACGUUUAUAGAGGUACAUUGUAUGAAUAUGAAACGAUAUCAUGCCUAAAAAAUUAUUUUGGAAUCUUAACAAGAAGAGUAGGAGGCACAAAUGAUUCUGGGAUCGAUUUUAGGGGUAGAUGGACUUUACCGAAUAAUCAAAAGUUAAAUAUAAUAGGUCAAUGUAAAAAUAAUUCAGUGAAAUGCUCACCAAUUUCAGUUAGGGAGUUGGAAGGUGUUUUAUGCACCGAGACCAAAAAUACUCUAGGUAUAUUAUCCUCAAAAUCUGGUUUUGGUAAGGCUGCUAUCUCGAGAUUUAAUUCCUCUCCUUAUCCAUUGAUCUUAGUUUGCGUGUUAAAUGACGGUAAAAACUGUGAGAUAUUUACUUGGAAUAAAACUUGCGAGAAAAUUUUAGACAGUUUACAAGUUACUCGGAGGUUUUAUAAUGCGAAAGGUGAUAUUUCUGAUGAUAUUAUGAAUCACAAGCCUAUUUUAUUAUAUGAUGGAAAGCCUUUUAUUCCUAAUUUUCAAGAAUAG
Messenger RNA from Funneliformis mosseae, 1068 nucleotides. NCBI's taxonomy places the organism in Eukaryota, Fungi, Glomeromycota, Glomeromycetes, Glomerales, Glomeraceae. The record is from the annotation of a GenBank genome assembly.